GUGGAGGACGUUGCCGAUAAGGAAGCGAAGCUCCAAGCGGUCUUGAAUGAGCGUGUUCAAUUGCUUACAGAGUGCGACCAGAAGCAGGAGAGCCAAAUCAAAGAGAUUGAUGGCAAUGAAAAAAAGAACCAUGAGGAGAUUGAGAUCUUAAAGGCCAAGGUGGCCUCUCUCGUUGAGCACCUUGAAGGACAGGAUGACCCAGCCGACAUGCGGGCGAAGGUCGAUGAUAUCAUGGAGCAGAUUGAAAAGUUGGCGAAACGCGAUGAAACUCAGCAAGCUGAAAUUCAGAACGUUGCUGACAAGGUGGAGGACGUUGCCGAUAAGGAAGCGAAGCUCCAACAAUUGUUGAACGAGCGAGUUCAGUGGUUGACAGACUGCGACCAAAGACAGGAGAGCCAGAUCAAAACGAACGACCAGGAGAUUGAAAUUUUGAAGGCCAAGUUGGAAUCUCUUGUCGAACGCCUCGAUGGUCAGGCUGACCCAGCGGAUGUACAGAUGAGGAUAGAUGACAUCAAUGACCGCAUCGAGAAGCUAGCGAAGCGUGACGAAGUCCAGCAAGGUGAAAUUGGGGAUGUUGCUGACCAAGUUAAGGAUCUUAUCGGCAAGGUCAUGGACGUUGUCGAGAGGGUCAACGAUGUUGCAGAGAAGGAAGCGAAGCUCCAGACGGAAUUAACGGAACAAGUUCAGUUGCUGACAGAGUGCGACCAGAAACAGGAAAGCCAAAUCAAGGAGAUUGAUGGCCAUGAAAAGAAGAACCAUGAGGAGAUUGAGAUCUUGAAGGCCAAGGUGGCCUCUCUCGUUGAGCACCUUGAAGAACAGGAUGACCCAGCCGACAUGCAGGCGAAGAUCGAUGAUAUCAUGGAGCAGAGUUGA
This is a messenger RNA of Gregarina niphandrodes, 873 nucleotides long. RefSeq names its product putative viral A-type inclusion protein. The transcript has a single exon. The annotation marks the transcript as partial. NCBI's taxonomy places the organism in Eukaryota, Apicomplexa, Conoidasida, Eugregarinorida, Gregarinidae. The record is from RefSeq and is a predicted model, not a curated record.